AGAGGGGGGAAAGUUGGGAAGACGGAGGAACAAGGAGAGACUGAGAGAGCCUUGCUUCCACACACACUCACAUUUUCACGCAGUGGAUUUUGGUGCGCCUUGUAAGCGUGGUGAAAACAGGAGCGCGCCGGGCAAAGCAACGCAGAUACUGUGUGUAAUUUAUUUUUGGUGGUGCCGAAAUUGCAGUUUGAGUACAUUGGAUGUGAAUAGGGGGCCAAGGUUUAGCACAGAGCCGGAGGAAUGUAUCCAACUCGGGCAGCGGUGAGCCAGCGUCUGCGGAGAUGUCCAGCCUGCGCCCUCUGGACCGCCCUGGUCCUGCAGAUCAUACUGGACCUGAGCGCGUCUGGGUCCGAAUUUCCCCAAGACCCCAGUGUGGUAGCCACAACUUCAUGGAACACCUCUAGCGAUGAGCCGUUCUUCAUCCGUCUCGACGCUCCCAUGAACAACAUCACCACCUCCCUGGGCCACACCGCCGAGCUCUUCUGCCGCGUGUCCGGCAACCCUACGCCCACCGUGCGCUGGCUGAAGAACGACGCCCCCGUGGUGCAGGAGCCGCGACGUGUCUCCUACCGGCCCACGCCGUUCGGCUCGCGCCUCCGCAUUCGCAACCUGGACACCACCGACACGGGAUACUUCCAGUGUGUGGCCACCAACAACCAGGGCACCGUGUCCACAACGGGCGUGCUGUUUGUUAAAUUCGAUCCACUGCCUACACCUCUGCCAGGAAGGCCCUCACCGGAUGAUUUCGAUGAGGAGGGCUUCUGCCAGCCAUAUAGAGGUAUAGCCUGCGCCCGCUUCAUCGGCAACCGCAGCAUCUUCGUCGACUCGCUGCAGAUGCAGGGUGAGAUCGAGACCCAGAUCACAGCGGCCUUCACCAUGAUCGGGACGUCCAACCACCUGUCCGAUCGCUGCUCCCAGUUCGCCAUCCCCUCCCUCUGCCACUUUGCCUUCCCCACCUGCGACCGGAGCUCAGGGACCGACAAACCACGGGAUCUGUGCAAGGACGAGUGCGAGAUCCUGGAGAACGACCUGUGCAAAACGGAGUACAUCAUCGCCCGGUCCAACCCCAUUAUUCUGAAGAGGCUGAAGCUGCCAAACUGUGAAGACCUGGCUGCCUCCGACAGCCCCGAGGCUGCCAACUGUCUGAGGAUAGGCAUCCCCAUGGCAGAGCCCAUUAACAAGAACCACAAGUGUUUCAACAGCACAGGGGCAGACUACCGCGGGACGGUCAGCAUGACCAAGUCGGGACGCCAGUGCCAGCCGUGGAACUCCCAGUAUCCUCACAGCCACAGCUACCUGGCCGUCCGCUACCCGGAGCUGAACGGGGGACACUCGUACUGCCGCAACCCGGGGAACAAACACGAGGGCCCCUGGUGCUUCACGCUAGACGAGGGGGUCCGCAUGGAGCUCUGCGACAUCCCCAUCUGUGACCAUAAGGACAAGCCCGGCGGCAGCAACAUGGAGAUUUUGUACAUCCUGGUUCCCAGUGUAGCGAUCCCAUUAGCCAUCGCCUUGCUCUUUUUCUUCAUUUGUGUAUGCCGCAACAACCAGAAGUCCUCCCGCCCGCCGGCGCCACGCCAGCCCAAACCGGUCCGCGGGCAAAACGUGGAGAUGUCCAUGCUCACCACCGCAUACAAGCCUAAGAGUAAGGCCAAAGAGCUUCCCCUGUCGGCCGUGCGUUUCAUGGAGGAGCUUGGGGAAUGCACUUUGGGGAAGAUCUACAAGGGCCAUCUGUACUUGCCAGGCAUGGAACAGGCACAGCUUGUGGCCAUUAAGACCCUUAAAGAUUGUACGAGUGCCCAGCAGUGGGGGGACUUCCAGCAGGAGGCCUCGGUGCUGGCUGAGUUGCAGCACCCCAACGUGGUGUGCCUGCUGGGCGUGGUUACCCAGGAGCAGCCCGUCUGCAUGCUCUUUGAGUUUCUGCCUCAAGGCGACCUCCACGAGUUCCUCAUCAUGCGUUCACCACACUCAGACGUGGGCUGCAGCAGCGAUGAGGACGGCACAGUGAAAUCCAGCCUGGACCACGGGGAUUUCCUCCACAUGGCUAUACAGGUGGCUGCUGGGAUGGAGUACCUGGCCAGCCACUUCUACAUCCACAAGGACCUUGCAGCUCGGAACAUUCUAGUCGGCGAAAACCUCCACGUCAAGAUCUCCGAUCUGGGCCUCUCCAGGGAGAUUUACUCCUCAGACUACUAUCGCAUCCAGCCCAAAUCCCUGCUGCCCAUCCGCUGGAUGCCCCCCGAAGCCAUCGCCUACGGGAAAUUCACCACAGACUCAGACAUUUGGUCUUUUGGUGUGGUGCUGUGGGAGAUCUUCAGCUACGGCCUGCAGCCUUACUAUGGCUUCUCCAAUCAGGAGGUGAUGGAGAUGGUGAGGAAGAAGCAGCUGCUGCCCUGCCCUGAGGACUGCCCACCAAGGAUGUACGGCCUGAUGACAGAGUGCUGGCAGGAAGGCCCAGCGCGUCGACCGCGCUUCAAGGACAUCCACGCCCGCCUGCGAGCCUGGGAGGGUCUGUCGUCCCAUGCCAGCUCCAGUACGCCCUCCGGUGGCGGGGGCAACGCCACAACCCAGACCACCUCGCUCAGCGCCAGCCCUGUCAGCAACCUAAGCAACCCUCGCUAUGCCGCUGCUGCAGCCGCGGGGUACCUCUACCCAGCCCAGGGCCUUCCCACGCCAGGUCAGAUGGGUCAGAUUCCAGCCUGGACACCCAUGGCUGUUCCUCAGACCCACCAGCGGUUUAUCCCUGUCAACGGGUACCCCAUCCCGCCGGGCUACGCGGCUUUCCCGGCCCACUUCCCUCCCCAAGCCCCGCCAACCAGGGUAGUCCAGCAUCACCUCCCUCCUCCCAAGAGUCGCUCCCCCAGCAGCGCCAGUGGCUCGACCAGCACGGGUCACGUCAGCGGCGUGCCCUCCACCACAGGGUCCAACCAGGAUGCCAACACACCGUUGCUCUCCCACUGUGUCGUCCCAAGCGGCGUCGGAGGUGCAGGUCAGAUGUACGGACAAGUAUCCCCGAAGGGUGUGGUGCAGCUGGACCAUACAUCGCAGACAUCAGCGCUGCUUGGCACUGACUCCAGCAUACUCAUGUACAACGACUCAGUCAUCACAGCAGACCUGUAGAGACACUUUGGUGCUUAAACUCCUUCUCCUCUGGACCCACAUUUGAGAAGUCUCUCACCCAGGGACCUAGUAUAAUUAAAGAAAAAAAAAAUCUGGUCACAUUGAAACCCACCAGGCCUGCCAGCCAAUUUGGGUCUUGACUGUUAGUGUAAGAAACACUGCCACACUCUAUACACACAGCUAUUUGGCUUUUUAAUGCCUUAUUCUUUAAGUGUACUUACAUAGUUUGAAAAUGUGCUGUUGUUGUUAUUAUUAUUAUUAUUAUUUUAACCUUUGUGUAAAUACGGUACAUACGUCUUGAAUGAAUGAAAUGAAAAGAUAUAUAUUCAAAGGAACAUUUUAUUAAGGAAGAAACGUCUAAGAUGAAAAAAGCAAUCCUGCCUCCCCUUCAUUACCGAUUUCAUAAAGCUCGACUGGCUGGCUGGAGUGACCGGCGUACCGACUGGCUGUUUGGCAGCUGUUUCAACAACUCAUCUCUGCAUCGACUAUCUCAUUCAGAACGGCUAUGGGAAUAAAGUGACUCGGACAUUUACAUUAUGGACUUUGGGUGCCUUUCAGCAAUCUUGUGUCUCGUUUGUUGCUGGACAUAUUGAAAUGCAAAAAUGUGUUGUACGUUUCCUUGUACAAUGAAAAAUUGCAUUUGGUGCAAGCAGUGGCCACAUGUUACAGCCAAGCAAAUAGGAUGAGGAAUGAAAGAGUGAACAAGUCAGAAGUGCAUUGGCUUUUGGUGAGCGAGACGGCAAGCCACUGGGCCACUUAACACACUUAAGACAUGCCUCUGCAGUGAAUAUAAUGGUUACAAGGCUUACAGUAACAUGCCCUGCCCUUUUGAUAUGAAGCUGAACACAUAUAUACAUAUACAUAUUUGAGGUUGUAUGCAUUGCACCAGCCGGCUAAUGGUCGAUCAAGCAGCUGGAUCUCAAACUAGCUGCAACCUGUAGAUGUAUAGAUCAGUCUACAGAUUUUGAGUUGACUAAAAUACAUUUCCAGGCACUGCGACCGACACUGAUAGACGAUGUAUCAUUUCCACACAAAAAUCCCUUCAGAAAUGACAUUUGCAACAUUCAAACCAAGCUCCUUUGCCUUGCUCAGGCCUCACUGGCUGUGUCCAGCUGUCCAUUGUAGCCGUGAGCUCUUCUGAUUGUGCAGAAAGUUUCACAUCGGCCUCUCUCUCCCUUCAUUCCCCUCUCACCCCUGCACAGGAAUUUCUCUCUCCUGGAGUUACUUCUCCCCUGCUUUCCUUCCCUCCUUCCCCUCCUUGCCCAUGUCUGCUCCCCACCUGCCCUCUGGUAUGGUCUCCCCCCGUCUCAGUGGACAUGGGAUCUAACAUCAAAGCCUGCUACAUAAAGGACCCCCUGCAGAUCUCUAAAUGAAAUCACGCAGCGCUCAUAUCCUCUACAGCCUGUACAGAUAAACUGGACCGGUCUCAGGACGCAUGCUUCAUUCAUCUUUCAAGGGUUGAGUGUCGAUUUACUUUCAGCUUGGUAUGUUCAAAGUGUAAGCUGAAACUGCCAUUCUUGAACUUAUGAAAGGACAUUCUCUAUUUUAUUGUACAUUUGAUAUGAGAUUUUUUUUUUUUUUUUAAUGGGAAAGGUUUUUCAUUGUUUGCGUUUUGAAGGAUUUUACAAAUAAGGUUUCAAGUCACAGGUCUUGCAUUCGUUGUGCUUUCCUUUCCCUGUCUCUGCAUUUACACUGUAAAAAAAAAAAAAAAAAAUACAGAGAGACGUGUAGGUUCAAACACAGAGGCCUUAGAGUAAAUGUAGUGCCACAGGUUUGCAUGCAUAGUUUUAAAUGUGUGGUCUCAGCCUUGUAUGUGAACAAAAAAAAAACAAGUAUUUGAGCACAGUAUUGUCCGUCUUAUCCCCCCGCAUACCUAAACAGAGUCAAGAAAAACAGCAACAAGGUCUCAUUUGGAAAGCUAUAUACUGUAGGCAGACCGUUUGAUUUUAUAUAUGUUGCUUUCAUUUGGUUCAGCAUCACUUAAUGGAAUAGCUUUCAGGAUGUGCAUAUGCGUUUUCCACCAUAUGGCUCUCUCUGUUCACUAAUCCAAACAAAAAAUUUCCUCAAGGUGAACGGAAAUAAUAUUUAAACAUGCUGCAGUGACAGCUGGUAUCCUGGCCCGACAGUAAAGCACAAUCCUUUUCACAUGUGGAUGAUCCCCAUUCUGUUAAACUCCAUACACACUUUGUACGUCUAAUUGCAUUUUUAUGUCUCUCUCACUAUGUCUGAUGUGACAGCUAAUAGCAGCUAAACGGUAUGGAUUGGAUGCAUUUACUCUGAUAUCCUUUUGUGAUAUGAAUGAAGUACAUUAUGUGUGGUAAAUGAAUAUUUUUUCAAUCCUGUAAUCAUAAAAUGAUGCCUAAACUGUGUUUUGCUCUGUGAUGACGGAUAGAACAUGUGUGGAUGAGAUGGAUGGUCAAGUAUUAAGCUUUUUCAAGAAAAAUUGCAGAAGCGGCUGCAGUACUAGAACAGCGAAUGCCACCUUUGUCUGUGUUUAUUCUUCCCACUGUGCUUUUGUAGUUGACAAUCAUUGGUUUUGCCACGGUCGUACCAAGGAUGGUUGACUAUAUGCCGCCACUUCUCUGUUGCCUAUACAGACCAUUGUUCAGGUUAUUCGACAGCUGAGUUUGUCAAGCAAGCAUUUUGUGCGGCACUAGCCCACCCUAGUAGCACAUCACCACGGCACAGAGCACAGUGGCUUGUAGCAGCCAGCUGACUUAGACAUUUUAGUAUAUUUCAAAUGCCAUACCUCAUUUUUACAUGGUUGAAUAUAAGCAUAUAGCUUAAUUUUUCAAGUUUCCAAUAUAUAUUUCAUCAUGUUUGGCAAUUUUUUUCAUCAUAUUUAAACAUCAGUGAAUAUGACUUUGCUCAUUUGAGUAUUAUUGUCCAAGGUCAUUUUUUUAUGUGCAAAGGCAUCUGUGGAGCAUAUACAGACAAUAUCCAGUGGUACUAAUCUUCCCUUACAGCAUUAAUCCCCUCUCUAAUGUCAUUCAUUUGACCUGAAACUGCUCAAACUAUAUUUGUGAAGUAGAGUGACCCAAAUUAGACGCUACAGAUAUAUGGCUCUUACCUGUUGUAUUUUUUUUUUUUUUUUUUUUUUUUUAAUCUUUUUGUUUUGCCUGUCUUUAUCUUUUCUCUAAAGCAGAUUGAGCUACCUAAGGCAUCUGAGUCGUGUUUUGUACAGGUAACCUCCAACGUGUUAGGAAUUUAUGUGUACUUAUAUAGCAGUUCAAAAACCACUUGUACACAAGACUGUGAAUUUUAGGCAAAUCUAGGUAUUUUUGUAUUUGGCAGAAAACAUUAUUGUGCCAUUUUUUUGUUUUAUUCUAGAUCCUUUAAAAAAAAAAACAACAACAACAACUUUCAAGCAAAUUUAUGUUUAGAUGAUGUGUAUCCAUUACAGAAGGUUUACAUGCGUAUCCUAUUGACCAAGAGAGGCCUUGUCUUUGUAUUUUGUCUGAACAUUUUUUGCACAGAUGUUUUGUAUUGCAAAACCAUUUAUUAAAUGAUGUUGUUUGGUUAA
This is a messenger RNA of Myripristis murdjan (pinecone soldierfish), 6643 nucleotides long. RefSeq names its product receptor tyrosine kinase-like orphan receptor 1 (gene ror1). Gene Ontology annotation, molecular function: protein kinase activity; ATP binding; Wnt-protein binding. The transcript is spliced from 12 exons. Gene Ontology annotation, cellular component: plasma membrane; signaling receptor complex. The coding region runs from base 241 to 3120 and encodes 959 amino acids. Gene Ontology annotation, biological process: multicellular organism development; positive regulation of canonical NF-kappaB signal transduction; protein phosphorylation. The record is from RefSeq and is a predicted model, not a curated record. Lineage: Eukaryota; Metazoa; Chordata; Actinopteri; Holocentriformes; Holocentridae.